Molecule: messenger RNA, 1424 nt
Organism: Halichondria panicea
Lineage: Eukaryota; Metazoa; Porifera; Demospongiae; Suberitida; Halichondriidae
Product: bystin-like
Exons: 1
Coding region: 27-1358 (443 amino acids)
Biological process (GO): rRNA processing
Cellular component (GO): cytoplasm; nucleolus; preribosome, small subunit precursor
Molecular function (GO): snoRNA binding
Source: RefSeq, a predicted model, not a curated record
UUUCACAGCCACGUGGUCGCUAAAAAAUGGGCAAAGAGAAGAAAGCUAAACGCCAUCAGUCUCUAGCACAGCAGAUCUUGGACGGAGAUGCCCCCAGGCAGGCCCAGAGGACGAAGGUGAAGCAUGAGAAGUCUAGGGAAGAAUCUGAGUAUGUCGAAGGAGCUCUAUCGCACAAGAUUCUGGAGCAAGCUAGAGCUCAGCAAGAGGAACUUGAAGAACUGUACAGCUAUGGAGCCGCGGCUGCUAAGAAGCGCACCUCAGCUGGUGCCACCCGAACCCCGAAACUAACUAUUUCAAGCAAAGUGAAGAUGAUCAAUUCCGAUGAUGAAGACUCUGAAAAUGACGAACAAGAAUUUGCUGAAACUGAAGAACUAGAUUUUUCUCCGGUUGUGAGAGAAGAAGACGAGCGAGCUAUGGCGCUGUUUAUGAACCCUGACCCUGCACCCAGACGAACCCUGGCAGACAUGAUUUGGGAGAAAGUGAAAGACAAGGAGACGGAAAUAGCCACGCAAGUAUCCGAUGCCCAAUCUCUCAGUGCAAGUAUGGAUCCAAAAGUGGUUGAGGUUUUUCGAGGAGUAGGCGUCAUCUUAUCAAAAUAUCGAUCAGGAAAACUGCCCACAGCAUUCAAAGUGAUACCAUCUCUGUCUAAUUGGGAGGAAGUCCUCUACCUAACGUGUCCCGAUACCUGGACUGCUGCCGCCAUGUUUCAAGCCACUCGAAUUUUCGCUUCCAAUUUGAAUGCCAAGAAAGCACAACGGUUUUUCAACCUUGUACUCUUACCCAGAAUCAGGGACGAUAUUUCCGAGUACAAACGACUCAAUUUUCACCUUUACAUGUCCCUCAAGAAGUCGUUGUACAAGCCUGCCGCAUUCUUCAAAGGGAUUCUACUUCCGCUGUGUGAAUCUGGGACCUGUACUCUCCGCGAGGCUCUCAUCAUCAGCAGUGUCAUGGCGAGGAUCAGUGUGCCCAUGCUACAUUCAAGUGCUGCACUGUUGAAAAUGGCCGAAAUGGAUUAUACCGGUGCAAACAGCAUCUUUAUUCGAACUCUCCUUGAUAAGAAAUAUGCUCUCCCGUAUCGCGUCAUUGAUGCAAUCGUUUUCCAUUUUGUUCGCUUUACAAGUGACCCAAGAGACUUACCCGUUUUAUGGCAUCAGUGUUUGCUGACAUUUGUGCAGAGGUACAAGGAGGACAUGUCAGUGGAGCAGAAAGAAGCACUAGUUGAACUGAUUCGACAUAAAACACACCACGGAAUAACUUCUGAAGUUAGAAGAGAAAUUGUUAACUCUAAAUGUCGUGAUUUAGGACAGACUUUUGUUAGUAGAACUCUGGUUUCUGAAAUGUGCAUGCAUACUGAUUAGGUUGCUUUAUUUUAUUUUAUGUGAUUUUUUGUCAAUCUUGUGUCAUUAUAAUUAUUAUUCGCUGUA